AACACGGAAGGCGAUGAGGUCACGGGCGCUCAUCCCAAAGAGGCAGUCCUGACACGCGCUGUGCCACGACGCGUCGGACGCCAGCAAAUCGAACACGGCGCAUCAGCCCUCCCUCCUUUCUCUCUCCUCUCUCCCCGUCGUCGACCAUGGCGUCGGUACUGGUCCCCGUUCUCUAUGUCGUCCUCGUCUUCGGCGGUCUCUGGGCAUUCAGUUCCUGGUACAGAAAGCGCAAUGCCGCCGAAAUCUACGAAUCCUACUUCCCGCAGCACCGCGAACGCGACCUCUACGUAUCUCUCCUCCAGAAGACGGACCCGCCGACCCCGGAGCCCCUCCUCAAAGCGGCCCUCGUCCGCCGUGCCAUGACGGACGUCACCCGCAUCCUCCGUCUCCGCGAGGACAAGCCCGCCCUCCAGAUCCUCCUCCAGAAAGGCUCAAUUGGCGAUGAUCUCUGGAACAGCCUCCUCAACGCAGAGAAGGAGAUGGAGGCCGAGCUUCUCGAGGUCGCCGCAGAGGCAAACGCGUAUGUCGAAGGCUGGGGCCAGGUCAUCUUCCAGACCGCGUCCGAGAUGAUGGCCAAUGAGCGUAUGCGCGCCCUCUUGGAGCGCAUCCCUGUGAUGAGGACUGAGAAAGAGCGCAAGUAUGGUCGCGUAUCUUCUCGCAGAGUCAUUGAGCCCAUCACGCCCGCCACACCUACCACGCCCGCGUCAGCUGUGCCCGCUCCGGUGUCCGCCAUGCCCAAAUCGCCCGCCACUCCCGCGCCGCCCGAAACCCCAGUAUCCGCCGUAUCCUCCAGCAGCUUGGCUCCGCCGAGUGCGAGCACUGAGAACUUUGCGAGCGACAGCGAAGGCCCCGGCUCCCCCGCAUCGCCUCGCUCCCCGUCCAAAUCCUCGAAAAAGUCAAAGAAGCGAAAGUAGAUAUACAGUCAUUAUUCCUCUCGAUGUUCACAGUAGUCGUAUCGCGAUAGGGUCAAGAGCAUGACGCACUCUCGUCUAUGCGGGUCAUACAGGGUUAAUGAGGCAGUGUACAUGUGAUGAGUAGAAAUACCAAAGCCAAACGGAACGAUGCAAAUCGAUGAGAGAGUAGGAGUGAAGUCCGUUCAGCCUUUGAUGACGAUCGCCUUCUCUCCCGCCCCUGUUCUCGUCCUGCCUGACUUGUCGAUGUGAUCCAAGCCGAGGCAGUCUUCUGGAGCGAACUUGUGCUCGUAGAUCGUGUCAUCUAGGGGAGGCCGUGAAUACGCAAACAGCG
Messenger RNA from Fomitopsis serialis, 1245 nucleotides. Its product is annotated as Pre protein translocase subunit Sec66-domain-containing protein. The transcript has 4 exons. Gene Ontology annotation, cellular component: Sec62/Sec63 complex. The coding region runs from base 147 to 914 and encodes 255 amino acids. Lineage: Eukaryota; Fungi; Basidiomycota; Agaricomycetes; Polyporales; Fomitopsidaceae. Gene Ontology annotation, biological process: post-translational protein targeting to membrane, translocation. The record is from RefSeq and is a predicted model, not a curated record.